AUGUUGAAGACGAAUGUGGUGCGCCCAAACAGACCGCCCGGGGCCGUCCGCCUGGGGCCCCCGGGCCCCAGCCGCGAGAAACGGCGGACGGCGCCGCAGCCCCAGCAGGCGUUGCUAGGCAACCCGCGGCUCCCGGCAAACCCGCAGCGCCCAGAGAUGACGCCACCAGCCCGCGUCCGCACCUGGACCUGCCCCUCGCGGCCGCCGCAUGCCAUUGGGCGGCGGGCAGACGGAGGCGGGCCUCGGCCAAUGGGCGACGCCGCUCCGGAGGGCGGGACCGUGUUACCAGGGCCGUGCGCCUGCCGGAAGCCCGCGUCGGAGGCCACGCGCAGGAUGGCAAAACAGAAGAGAAAAGUUACUGAAAUGACAGAGAAAAAGAACAAAAAAUUGAAGAAGGCAUCCACAAAAGAGAUCCAGCUGGCACCUCGAGCCGUGUCGGGCACCAAGCCAGCGCACCCCGAGGGAGAAGCAGUGUUGGGGGCCAGGCAGGAGACGGCCCCCCAGCUGCCCGUGCUGACCCCGGAAGAGAAGAGGGUCCUGGAGAGGAAGCUGAAGAAGGAGCGGAGGAAAGAGGAGAGGAAGCGGCUGCGGGAGUCAGGAGCAGCCCAGAGCCUGCCGGCCAAGCGCUCCGGGGCCCAGCUGGCCCUGGACUACCUCCGUGGGCUGCUGGGCCGGGAGCCCUGCCUGGAGCCUGGGGCCCACGCUGUGAAUGCCCCAUUUCUCCACCGCUCAGUGUCCACACUCCCCACGCCACCCCGCGGGGCCCUGACACCCUUGUCCUCUUCCCCCGCCCAGGUUCCCCAUGAGCUCUUCUCCACCCUGCUGGCCUACCUGGAGGGGCUCAGGGGCCACGCCCGGGAGCUGACGGUGCAGAAGGCGGAAGCCCUGAUGCGGGAGGUGGACGAGGCCAGCGGUGCGGACCCCCUCCCACCGGGGAAGACCCAGCGCAUCCGGCAGGUGCUGCAGCUUCUCUCCUAGGGGCCCAGCGGGCCGCUGCUGCCGCCCAGGACUCAGCUGACCGCCGCCUUCCAGCGGCGGGGCCCCAACGAGGGGCAGGCAGGGCUACCAGCAGGUCAGCGGCCAGUGGGCCUGUGGUGCCUGACCCUUGGAAGGACUGACUGUGGCCAGACUGUUCAUAGAUGGUGACGUGUCUUCGUCCCUUCACAGCAGAAAGUGGCCACUCUGACGUACCCUCCUGGCCUCCCAGUGGCCCUCAAGCCCCCGGGGAGCUUGCUUAUUGAGAGAAAGGUCUAUUUUUCUACGGGGAAUGUCGUAGAGAUUGACCAGAGCCAGCCCUCCCCUCCAGCUGUGGUCCGUCCUCGAUGGGGGGUGAGGGGAGCCCCUCUGGAGCCGGCCACCCACAUCUGGGUCACCUGCCUGCGUUCCCUGGUGGGUCCAGGCCGUGGCUCGCCCAUCCCUCACCUCCCUCCUGGGGCCUCCUGGGGCCUCACUGACCAGUCCUGGGGAACACCUGGCUGCAUUUUCAAUAAAACCAGCCCGUGUCGGCCGUGGCCCUUUUUC
This is a messenger RNA of Neomonachus schauinslandi (Hawaiian monk seal), 1521 nucleotides long. It is a transcript of the gene CHLSN, whose product is annotated as chromosome 5 C7orf50 homolog. NCBI's taxonomy places the organism in Eukaryota, Metazoa, Chordata, Mammalia, Carnivora, Phocidae. The transcript has 4 exons. The record is from RefSeq and is a predicted model, not a curated record. Bases 1 to 978 code for a protein of 325 amino acids.